CUAUUCUGGUAGCAAUAUCAGUAUACGAACGGCGACCGAGCUGUAAGCCCACAAAAUUUAUGUUCCAGAUAACAAAGUCCAACGAGCGCGUCGUCGAUAGACUCCAGCGACAACGACAGACGGAGAAGGAAAAGAUACUUGUAUACUCGCAAUGGGGCAGGAAAAACAACAAACUCGGACUCCGCGAGUCUCCAUUGGUGCUUGGAUCGUGGUAGGGACGGCACUCGUGUUGGGCAGUAUCGUCCAGAGCUGCGAUUGCGCGCCUACCGUUGGCUCGAAAAACGCGUGGCACGACUACAACGACGUCCCCGCGGCCCUCCUCGGCGCGGCCUGCGACCCGGAGACGGGCCGGUGCUGGGACUCGCUGCCAUCAGUCGCGCGAGACAACUACCUCGUCGAGCCCAACAAGCUCUCCCACAGAACGCAACCGAUACACGUGAGAGCCGCCCAAGAGGCAACGGACACGCAACUACCGGCUAAUCCCGCGGAUUACGUGUCGAGUAUGAGAGGCCGGAGUAGAACCAGACACUCGAAGAAAGACACGUUCAUGUCGCGUGGAUGGGGCGCCGGUGGUAUGCCCUUCUCCGUGCUCUCCAUGAAGCCCCGAGCCAACAACCACUCGUCGUCUUCCACUCCCACCCAAGGGGAGACGAGCAAAAAUGGAGAAUCAGUAAGUAAAAACGGUGCAGGCGAUUCUCCGGCCUUGGCACCGCCUACGACUGGACGGUCGGGUCUGUCCAACAGCAGCAACUCGGGACAACCCAGACGUCACUACUCCAUCAUACCCCAGCUGUUUAUAUCAUACGGAUGGGGUCCUUCGGGGAAGUAAAUUCAAGAGAGAAGAUUAAAAAAAAGGAGAAACGAAAAGCAUGUUGUGUAUGGUCUUGGAACUUGACUCGUUUUAAGCAUUGAAAAUGAAUUUUUUCGCGUGGAUAAAUGCAUGAAAGAUUGAGUUUGAUCGUUAUUGAAGUAAUAGAUUUUAUGAAAUUAUGUAGCCAAAGAUGUAUUCAUUGUUACAGAAGAAAAUAUGUUAGUCGUCAAUAAAUAUAUCAGAUGAUCGUU
Copidosoma floridanum is the source of this 1062-nucleotide messenger RNA. RefSeq lists its product as uncharacterized. The record is from RefSeq and is a predicted model, not a curated record. NCBI's taxonomy places the organism in Eukaryota, Metazoa, Arthropoda, Insecta, Hymenoptera, Encyrtidae.